Microtus ochrogaster (prairie vole) is the source of this 1507-nucleotide messenger RNA. Its product is annotated as interferon-inducible GTPase 1-like. NCBI's taxonomy places the organism in Eukaryota, Metazoa, Chordata, Mammalia, Rodentia, Cricetidae. Gene Ontology annotation, biological process: autophagosome assembly; innate immune response; cellular response to interferon-beta. The record is from RefSeq and is a predicted model, not a curated record. Gene Ontology annotation, cellular component: endoplasmic reticulum membrane. Gene Ontology annotation, molecular function: GTP binding; GTPase activity.
CACAGCUGAGGGCUAUUUCUGUCCUGAGCAGUGAGAGCAUCCCCUGGACACAGGAUUUUCUGUGCCAUUAGUUGCUCACAGUCAUGGGUCAGCUGUUCUCUUCAUCUAAUGAUGAGCGCCACCAAGAUUUGGCCUCCACCUUUAACGAAUAUUUUAUGAAGUUUAAAGUAGAAAACAAAAUCAUUCCUCAAGAAAUCUUAGCUUCAAUUGAGUUAAACUUGUCCAAAGGAAACAUGCAGGAGGCAAACUCUUUGAUCACUAAUGCAUUAAAAGAAAUUGAUAGCACCCCACUCAAUGUGGCUGUGACUGGAGAGUCUGGAGCAGGGAAAUCCAGCUUCAUCAAUGCCCUGAGGGGAAUUGGGCAUGAAGAGAAAGAUGCAGCUGAAACUGGUGUGGUAGAAACUACCAUGGAGAGGCAUCCCUACACACACCCCAAGAUUCCCAAUGUGGUUUUUUGGGACCUGCCUGGCAUUGGAACCACAAAGUUCCCACCCAAAGAUUAUCUGGAGAAAAUGAAAUUCAAUGAGUAUGAUUUCUUCAUCAUUCUUUCUGCCACACGCUUUAAGAAAAAUGAUAUAGACCUCGCCAAAGCAAUCCGCAGGAUGAAGAAGGAUUUCUACUUCGUGAGAACCAAGGUGGACUCUGACUUGAAAAAUGAGAAGGAAUUUAAACAACAAACCUUUGACAAAGAAAAGGUCCUGCAGCAGAUCCGCAGCAGCUGUGUGAGGACCUUUGAGGAGAAUAACAUUGAGAAACCACCCAUCUUCUUGAUCUCUAAUAAAAUCUUUUCUGACUAUGAUUUCCAAAUCCUGAUGGACAAGGUGGUGAAUGAUCUCCCUGUACACAAACGACACAAUUUUAUGCUCUCCUUGCCAAGUCUUACACAUGCGGCCAUUGAAAGGAAGCGGCAGUUCCUGGAGCAGUUCAUUUGGAUCCAAGCCUUUGCAUUUGGCCGACUCAUUAUGAAUCCUUCACGGACCAUCAUAAUGGACAACGAUGUGGAGAAUCUUAGGUACAGCAUGAACUACUAUCGAGCUAUGUUUGGAGUGGAUGAUGCAUCCUUGCAGGGUUUGGCUGAGGACUGGCAAGUGUCGGUGGAUCAGCUCAAGGCAAAGAUGAAAUCUCCUCAUGUGUAUGAAACUACAAGAGAAGAAACAAUACAAGAAAGACUUUCAAGACUUUAUGAAGAGUUUCGUUUGGCUAAGGGGGAUAUAUUUCCUAAGAAUGUUUAUGUUAAAGAAUUGUUUUACCUGAAAUUUUGUUUCCUUGAUAUGGUAAAAGGUGAUGCUAAUGCUCUUCUCAGAGAGAUUUGUGUACAAAAUAACUUGGUUUCUGAUUAGGCUAAAAUCUUGUAGCUGUCAAAAAUCAGAAUCAAUGACAGAAAAAUUGGACACUGAUAUUGCAAAACAACAUACUGGGUUAUUCAGACCAUGGAGGCUUUAUCCAUACUUAGUGAUCAUAUAUCCACAUUAACUGUAGCAAGGGGAUCAGAUAUGUGAAAAUAAUC